Cajanus cajan (pigeon pea) is the source of this 1105-nucleotide messenger RNA. NCBI's taxonomy places the organism in Eukaryota, Viridiplantae, Streptophyta, Magnoliopsida, Fabales, Fabaceae. The record is from RefSeq and is a predicted model, not a curated record.
UUUAAAGUUCUUACAUUGUUGCUGGACUGUAAGCUGGUUUACAAACCUGGAUCCCAUGGACUUGAAGUCGAAUCAUACUCCUGUUCUCACUGAUAGUGCACCUGUUACAAAGUCUAGACUGGGUGUGCAUUCCAGUUUGUUGCCUUACUCUCAUACUGGGGCAACCUUUACACAUGGAAUGUUAUUGACUAUCCCGAGGAAGAAGACAGGAAUUCUUGAAGAUGUUCGUUGUAGUGGUUGGUUGGAUGCCAUGAAAUCAUCUUCACCUCCUCCCAGGAAGAUAGCAAAGGAUGUUAGCCAUGGGUUUGCAUCUUCCGAUGCUGAUACUGCUGGUUCUUAUUUUAGCUGGCUGCUUAAAUACCCAUCAGCUCUUACAUCUUUUGAUCAAAUCACAAACUAUGCAAAAGGGAAAAGAAUUGCGUUGUUUAUGGAUUAUGAUGGCACUCUUUCACCGAUUGUAGAUAAUCCUGACUGCGCUUUCAUGUCUGACAAUAUGCGCACCGCCGUUAAAAAGGUGGCAGAAUAUUUUCCAACAGCAAUAAUUAGUGGAAGAAGUCGUGACAAGGUAUAUCAAUUUGUAGGACUAACUGAACUCUAUUACGCUGGUAGUCAUGGUAUGGACAUUAUUGGCCCUGUUAGACAAUCUGUAUCUGAUAAUCACCCAAAUUGCAUUAGGUCUACAGACAAGCAGGGUACGGAAGUAAAUUUAUUCCAACCUGCUGCUGAAUUUCUGCCCAUGAUUAAUGAGGUAUUGAAGUCUCUUCAAGAGUGUACGAAAGACAUUAAAGGAGCUAAAGUUGAGAACAAUAAAUUUUGUGUAUCUGUUCACUACCGGAAUGUAGAAGAAAAGAGUUGGGAUUUGGUGGGGCAACGUGUUCAUGAUGUUCUUAAAGACUAUCCGCGUUUGCGCUUAACUCACGGGCGGAAGGUUUUAGAGGUCCGACCUGUGAUUAACUGGGAUAAGGGAAAAGCUGUCACCUUUUUACUUGAGUCACUUGGGCUAAACAAUUGUGAUGAUGUGCUUCCUAUAUAUAUUGGAGAUGAUCGGACAGACGAAGAUGCAUUUAAGGUUUUGAGAGAGGGAAAUAGAGGUUAUGGGAUCUAG